AUGACCCCGUUGCACUAUGCUGUUAAUCAAAAUUUACACAAAGUGAUCGCUAGCCUGCUGAGGGACGAUCGAAAAUGUGAUCUGAAUGCAAGAAACAAAGAAGGCUACACCCCGUUGAUGCUGGCCUGUGUCAAGAACUCGAAAAAUGCGCUAGAGGCUCUGUUCCAAAGGCGGGAUGAUCUGGAUUUGACCCUUUGCGACGACAAAGACGGAAACAACUUCUUUCACUUUCUCACCAACUGUGAUGAGACGAUGAUCGACAAAUUUAUUGUCGCUCAAAAGGGUGGAAAUGUUGAAACCCGAGAGAAAUGGUUGAAACGAGUGGAGGCUGCGCUGAAUGCAUCGAACAAACGAGGAGUGACCCCAAUACAACAACUUGUCGAGAACGGCCCCCUCGCCGAGCUUCGCAGAUUCAAGGCUUUAUUUGAGGGAAUCGAAGGUGAAAGAAUCCUGAAUCCCAAUGAACCCACAAAUCAGGGGAUCUCAAUGAACCCACAAAUAUUCUCCGAUUUCAAGGAAACGGUAAAAAAGGCAAACCCCUACUUGUUGCUUAGUGCUGCCGGUGUUGGAGACGAGAAAGUUUUGCAAUUCCUCUCCACUGAAUUAGGUAUCGAAGUGGUUUCCGAACGAGUGAGAAAAAUAAGGAUCAACACUGAUAGACAAGAGAGAAGUAACGAGAAUGAUGACGAGAAGAGUGACGGGGAAACGGCUCUUCAUGUGGCCGCCAAAUACAACAAAAGAACUUUUGUUCUUGAACUGGUCAAGCUUUGUCAUUCGAAGGACGAUUUACCGGAAUUUCUGAUGGGUAAAGACAAAAAGGGAAUGACUCCGCUGUUGCACGCGGCUCAUACGGGAGCAUGGGAUGCCGCUGAGGUUCUGAUUUCGGAAAUUCGAGAAACGGGAAAGUACUCCGACACCAAGCUCUUCUUUCACCACAACGACUCUAAUGAGAACAUGCUGAUCUUGGCGAAAAACAAUAAACAUCCGGAUUUCAUUGAAAAUCUUCUCAAGACAUUGAUCGUGGACGAUUUGGAAUACGCGAAUACUUUUUGGGAAGCGCAAAAAUCUGAGACAAGUAUGGCGAAAAAUCUGUUGUACAGUAUCGUCGGGUGCGGCUCGGUGGAGGGCUUGAAGAAAAUACUCGACAAAGGCGAUGAAAAAGAUUUUGACGACAGGAAACGUGGCAUACAAAAAAUGAUUAGCACGCGGGAUGAAAACGAUGAGACCGUGCUGCAUGUGGCCAUUCGAAAGGGGCAUUUGUCUGUUGUCAAAUACCUCCUUCAAACUCCAAAUGUGGCUCUGGCACUGAUCAUCAACGAGGUCGACUCGCAAAAGAAUACGGCUCUACAUUUGGCGGCACAAGACGGUCAUGAAGAGAUUUGCACUGAAUUAUUGAGGAAAGGAGUGAAAACUCAUUUGGUGAAUAAGGACGAUAUGACACCGUUUGAUCUGGCGAUUUCGUGUGGCCAACUGGAAUGUGUCGAGGCUCUAGCAAAGCACUACAAAAUUGAUGGGGGAGAUGUGGACAAAAUGAAACCACUACAUUAUGCGGCAAGAGGAGGACACGAGAAAAUCGUCAAAUAUUUGUUGGAUGUGACCAAAGAUAAGCCGGGAGCAACGAUAGACAAGACAUGUUGGAUAAAGGGCAAGGACAACAAUUGGGAAGAAAAAACGGCUCUCGACAUUGCACUCGACGGGAAGAAAAUAAAAGUGGCCGAAAUUCUGCUGAAACAUCGAGAUUGGAAAAAGUUGCUGCGCAGAGCCAAGUAUUUUCCAGAAGAGCAGGAAGAGCUCGAGACGCCGAUGAGAAGAUUGAUCAAAAAGUUUCCAUCUUUGGCGAAACAAGUGAUGGACCAGUGCAAAGAGGCAGUGCCAAGAAGUAAAAAGCACUUCAAUUACAACUUUGAGUUCAUCGAUGACACUUUCAUGUUUCCGAAAAAAGACGGUAGCUACAGUUUGAGCAACGAGAAGGGAGAGGAGCUCGUUCCAAACGAAUAUCUGCAUCCCGAUGCUAAAUGCUAUACGAAGGACAAGAUCAAAAUCAGAGAAUUCCAUCCUUUGAGGCUAAUGGCCGACUCAGAACACAAGGAGACACGAGAGCUCCUCGAGCAUGAGCUAGUAAAAGUGAUGCUGGACUAUCGAUGGAACACUUACGGGAAAAGGGGAUAUUAUAUCUGUUCCCUCUUGCCCUACAUUUCAUUUCUUAUCGCCUACAUUGGACUCUUCUGUUUGAUGGAUGGCGAAAAUAUUCAUCCUAAUCACAAUAACUCUACUCAUCAAAACGGCCUUCGAUCUAUGAAUUCAUUUGAUACGACCUGCGCAAUCACCACAAGCACUGAUGGAUCGGAGGACGGGCUCAUCCAUUGCUUCAAGAAGGAUGGUCCAAUCCCCGAAGGAGCCAAACAACUCGCCGAUGCUCGAAUUGAACGCGCCAUCUCCGGAAUCAACAAUCACCUUUCAUCAAUCGAAUUGGAAGAAGAUAUUGUUGUCCACAGAAAUGUACACACCAACAACGGACACCUUUUGGAUCGUUUCGUCACUUGUUUUUGCUUGCUCGUGGUUCAAUCUGCUUAUGUUGCUAAGGAAAACAAAGACAUUUGGACCAUUCAUCUUGAUGUUCCACAAAGUCUUCCAAUCGUUUAUUCGAUUGACGGUCAUCUUUGUUCUCUUCAUCAUGGCUUUCUCUUUCAGUUUCUAUCUGCUGAUUCAAAAAGAGGAGUUCUCAACUCGCACAUUCUCUUUCCUCAAAACCCUCAUGAUGUUCACGGGAGAGAUCGACUAUUCGGUGAAGCCCUACGAAUCACGGCCAUGGUGAUUUUCCCGGUUUUUGUCAUGCUCAUUGUAGUUCUAUUAUCGAAUUUGUUCACUGGAGUCGCUGUGGGGGAUAUUGAGACUAUUCGGAGGGAAACCGAGAUCACGGAGAUCGCUGUACGACCUCAAGAAAAGCAAGAAAAAGAAGUGAUUGAUAGCUUCCCUGAAGAAAAAGAGGAGAUUGAUAGCUCCCCGGAAAAACACUUUACCACAACGCAAAACAUGGUCAAGAAUUUGCAAUUACAAGUGAAAACGCUGAACAAUGAGCUCAGCGAGCAGAGAGAAACGAUGAAGAAAAUGUACUCCUUGCUUGAGAAACUUGUCGACCUGAAACCUCUAACACCGAAUGCACAACCAAAUGAUGGGACGCAGGAAGCCAAAGGAGAUCCACAACAAUCUGUAGAACAACAACCUGUAGAACAACAACCUGUAGAACAACAACCUGUAGAACAACAACCUGUAGAGCAACAACCUGUAGAGCAACAACCUGGACAGCAACAACCUGGACAGCAACAACCUGGACAGCAACAACCUCCAACGCCGAAUGCACAACCAAAUGAGCAACAACCUGGACAGCAACAACCUGGACAGCAACAACCUCCAACGCCGAAUGCACAACCAAAUGGUGGGACGCAGGAAGCCAAAGGAGAGCCACAACAACCUCGACAGCAACAACCUGAAAAGCAACAACCUGGAAAUCAAGGAGAGCAACAACCUGUAGAGCAACAACCUGGACAAGACGAUCCCGCUUCACAAGGCGAACCGUUUGACUUGAGCCUGCCCGUAAAGCUAAACGAGGACGAAUUGAUCAAAAGUGAAAGAGAUCUCAAAGGCAGAGAAAACGAGCAAGAUCAGAGUGAAAAAGCGAAACUUGCCCGAGAGAACAUGUAUCCGAACAUCUCUCAACCCAAAGAGCUUUUGAAUCUUCUCUCAACUCAAAAAGCUUUUGAAUCUACCCUCAACCCAGAGAGCUUU
This is a messenger RNA of Mesorhabditis belari, 3786 nucleotides long. The record is from the annotation of a GenBank genome assembly. NCBI's taxonomy places the organism in Eukaryota, Metazoa, Nematoda, Chromadorea, Rhabditida, Rhabditidae.